UAAGAAACGAAAUGUCUUGAAAAGUUGAAGAUGGAUUUCAAUGUUGGUGUUUUUACAGAGAAAUCCUCAAUUUUAAUCGAUGGCGGUGAUCGCUUUGGUGUUUCUGCUAUUCAUUGGGAUUUCCAAGAAGAGCUUUUGUGGGUCGGUAACCAGGGAGGACAUGUCACCAGUUAUUAUGGCUCUUCUUUGCACAAAUACACAUCAUUCCAAGUUCACGCGUCACAAGAAGUUAGGCAUAUGGUUUCGUUGGAUGCCGGUUUACUAAUAAUAACUCCAAAUACUCUAAGAUGCCAGCAAAGAAGAGGUGUACCACUCUUCAGUUACAGUUCAAAUAAUUUUGAAGAUCUACAAUGUGUGCUACAGUUGGGACAAACAAAAGUUCUUCUUGGUGGUCAUCAACCACUUUUAGUGGAAUUUGACCUUAUCACAGCAAAGGAAACAACAAAGUUUGAUGUAGGAGAAAAAGGCUGUGCAAUUCUACGACAUCAUCCACGAUUUAUCUGCUCAGGUGAUGCCAGUGGCUCUGUAUCACUAAGGGAUCCUCGGACUUUACGAGAAGAACAUAGAUUCGUAGCACAUACGGAGAGCCUAUCAGAUUUUGAUGUUCACAAUAAUUUGGUCGUGACAUGUGGAUUUUCUUCCAGGCUAGGAGGAGUCGUUCCGGAUCGAUUUCUUAAAAUAUAUGAUGUGAGAAUGCUACGAUCACUUAGUCCGGUUUCAGUGGUGGGGGAACCCUUUUUACUAAGAUUUUUGCCAGCAUUCUCGUCCCAGCUGGCUGUUAUAUCUGCAAUGGGACAGCUACAAAUUUUGGAUGCGGCUGCCCCUGCUGCUUCAGCUCUGCAACUUUUCCAAGUGAAUAAUGAAGGUGCUAUGUGCAUGGCUCUUGAAGUUUCCUCCUCUUGCCAAUGCUUAGCUGUGGGAGAUGCCGGUGGAUAUGUGCAUACUUUCGCAUCGAACGCGUCUGCUUUAUUCAACAGCUUUUCUCGACCGACAGAAUUUGCCGAUCCUGUUGAAUCGCUUCCGGUUUCGAUAAGCAUGGACGACACAACAACGCCGUUCACUUCAAUCCCUUUUCCUUUGAAGUACAGUGAACCGCUAUUAUCAGACUGGCCCGAACAGUUUACACGCAGGAAGUUUCGAAAGGUUCCACCAAUUGACCAUGCCAUCCUAGCCAAUAUGCGCAUGGUUGGAACCAUUGGGUAUGCUCCAAGCCCAGCUGGUCACAGACCUAAUCAAGUGUCGUACUCAACUGAAAAACAAACACAGCGUGGUCAAAAACAUUCUGGAAGUGAUUCGACGCAUUCGAAAGAAGACACUGAAUGCUAUCAAGUUUGGAAACGUUACCGCCACAUCGAGAUGCGAUACACAAAAGGAGGGCUUGAUGAAAAUGAAUUGGCUCGUUACAAUUCCACUCCUCUCUGUGGUUUAGAUAACACACUUCCAUACUCGUAUGCAAAUUCGUUGUUGCAGGUAUUAUAUUUUAUUCCGGACUUGCGUCGUAUCCUGCUGGAACACUGUUGCAACCGCGAGUUUUGCCUUGCUUGCGAAUUGUCAUUCCUCUUUCACAUGUUAGAUGUUGGUAGGAAUCAAGAUCCGAAUGGCCAACCCGUUACAGUGCAACCGUCCAAUUUUCUUCGAGCUUUUCGUACUUUACCGGAAGCGUCCGCUAUGGGCCUUUUGGUGGCAGAGAAUCAUCCAGAAAUCAAAAUUAAAAGUACCCUUCCGCGUCUUGCUCAGAGCUGGGCACGGUUUAUCCUUCAGCAACUCAGCAGUGAAACUUUGCCCCAAAACAAAAUAGUUAAAGAAUCAGCCUUAAUAACUGUGGCUGGCUUAGUUGAACCCGAUAGAGAUGGUACGGAUUACUCGGUUAAAUGUGAAAGAGAUCUGUCACCGUCCGAAGAUGGUCACUCACCAGUUUCUCCCAUUUCCAAACUGUUCGGAGUGGAGCAAGAACAGACAAGCCGUUGCACAAAAUGCGGAAGUGAAACUUCUAAAACGUCUCUCGUCCUCCUAUCUUCGCUUACUCUUCAAGACUUGGAAGGUGUCCAGAGCUUCGAAAAUGUCCUCGAAAAAAGUUUUGACGUCACAAACGUUACACCGGCGUGGUGCGAUGUUUGUCAAAAGUAUCAAAUCACCCAACAAAGGAGACGAUGUCUUGCGCUACCACCAGUACUUGCGUUAUCUUGCGGAAACGAUACUUAUAAAGGCUUUAGGUUUUGGUCAGAUCAGCUUCAGUAUUUAUUAGAUCCCGAAGUAGCAGAUGGUUGCGAUUCUACAGAAAGCCAGUCUCAGCUUGGACAGGGAAAGCCGUGUAGGUAUGGGCUCGAAUGCACACGACCUAACUGCAAGUUUGGACACGGAGGGCAACCUAUGAAACACAGUGCAAGUUUUACAGGAAUAUCUUCAAAUCAUUGGGUACCUUCUGAACUGCAUUGUAAAGUUCAGCCAGAAGGAGGGCUGGUGUGUGUGAAACCAAACGAAAGCCCGGAUGAAUUCUUAUCGUAUUCUUUGGUGGCUGCUGUCUGUUGGAUCGACGAAUCAAAACUAGAAACAAAACAUCAAGGGAAGUGGCAUUUGGUUUCAACCGUACAAAUCCCUCCUGAUUAUUUAUCUCCUAAACGUCCGAAGGAAGAGCAUGAAUCCAGCAAUUGGUUCGUCUUUAACGAUUUUGCUGUAAACCCCAUUACUCCAGAUGAGGCUAUUUCUUUUUUUCCUGAUUGGAAGCUUCCUUGUUUACUGUUUUAUUCGAAGGACGUGGCGAAUGGAUUUCACUUAACAGAUCAUCCAAGUAAUCCAAUCACAGCAGACGUGUUCAAAGAGGACAAAUCCCUGGCUCAGAAGUCGGAGGGUUUACAAAGAAUCUCUUUUCUUCCACUGGCGACCGAUGAGAUGCCUGGUAAAGGAGAUUUAGUGGCAAUGGAUGCCGAAUUUGUAACUCUAAACCAAGAAGAGGCGGAAUUACGCAGUGACGGAAAAUCAACUACAGUGCGACCUAGUCAAAUGUCGGUUGCCCGCGUGACUGUUAUCAGAGGGGUACGCAGCAACGGUUUAUCUUGGACGAGUGUUGAAUAUCCGAGGCAAGGUAACAUGGAAGGUUUACCUUUCAUCGACGACUACAUCGCUACACAGGAUCAAGUGGUUGACUACUUGACCAAGUUUUCUGGAAUCCAACCAGGUGAUCUGGAUAUCGCCUCAUCGUCAAAACAUUUAACUACUUUGAAGUCUACAUACAUGAAACUCCGCUUCUUGGUUGAUAACGGCGUAACGUUUGUUGGCCACGGACUUAAGAAUGAUUUCAGGGUUAUAAACCUACUAGUACCUUCCAGUCAAGUGAUUGACACCGUCCAUUUAUUCCAUUUGCCCCAUCAGCGCAUGAUAUCACUUCGUUUUUUGGCAUGGCAUUUUCUUGAUUUAAAAAUCCAGUCCGUUACUCACGAUUCAGUGGAGGAUGCUCGAACCGCACUGCGCCUUUAUCGUCGCUAUCAAGAGCUAAAGGCUAAAGGCGACGAUUUUUUACAUGAAUCUCUUCAGGAAUUGUACAGUGUUGGGCGCCGGUUACAGUGGAUGGUUCCUGGCUUAGAUGAAGAAUAGAAAAAUGCUCAAAAUUUUAAUUCCUUUUUUCAGUCGCUAUUCAUUCAAUUGGUAGCUCUACCACAGAACUACCAAUAAUAAUAUUAUAAGAUUCUUUCAAGUACUGUAAUGUGUUCAAUACAGUGUUUCGCGAAGCUAUUUU
Molecule: messenger RNA, 3733 nt
Organism: Daphnia carinata
Lineage: Eukaryota; Metazoa; Arthropoda; Branchiopoda; Diplostraca; Daphniidae
Gene: PAN2
Product: PAN2-PAN3 deadenylation complex catalytic subunit PAN2-like
Exons: 19
Coding region: 31-3591 (1186 amino acids)
Biological process (GO): mRNA processing; nuclear-transcribed mRNA poly(A) tail shortening
Cellular component (GO): PAN complex; P-body
Molecular function (GO): protein binding; nucleic acid binding; poly(A)-specific ribonuclease activity
Source: RefSeq, a predicted model, not a curated record